UGCACUUUUGCACAUGCGCAGUUGUCAAAUAAGGGGGACGUUCCAGUAUCACCAUUUGGAGUGCUCAUUUAUACACGUCAACCUGACUAUUUUAAACAUUUAUUCCGAACUUGCUAAAGCUAAAACAAAUACGUAGUGCAUCUAAACUAACAUAUAGUUUUUGGUUUUGGUUUUUUGACCCGCGUAAGGCGGCUGCUAGCUGUGUCUCCUGCAGCACUGGGAUCAUGUUUACCUCCCAAACCUCCUCCUUCCAGGAUUCAAUAGACGUGGAUGAGAGGGAUGACUUUGACAGCGAGGACAUCCCUGGCUACAGCCAGAAAAUCCAGCUCAACUGCUACUAUACCAUCUACCUUUACGAAGGCACAAGAUCUGAGGCUUCUGGGGAAAAUGUGUCAUGGAACCAGCGGAGAGCAGACUCCACAACCAGUCAGGAAGACUUUAGCCUCACACUGGUUGACAGCAGCUUGCCCUCAGAGGCAGAACCUGAGCUGCGGACUUACAUCUCCAGGAGGCUGAGCAAAGGAGCGCUGCUGGGAGGCAUGGGCAACAUCGCCACCGUGGAACUGAGUAUCCCAGAGGAGGCCGUUGGCUGCUACUGCUGUCUCGUGGAGCACGAACGGUCUCCAGAACAACCAGACGUUGAUGGAAAUGGAUACGUCAUUUGCUUCAUGGGUGGCUCUGAAAAGGGCCUGAACUUAUUCAGAUUAGAACUUGACAAAUAUGUCCAAGGCCUGCACAGCAGUCUGCAGACACCAGAGCUUCUUAACCUUGAGACAGAGGUGCGUCCCUACCUGAGCCGCUGGUUUGAGGAGUCUGUGAUGCACAUCUACAGAGUGGUGCAGCUGGUCCAGAGCAACAUCAGCUUCUUGCUGCACGCUGCUCUGAGUCAAACUCUUGUUGACGUCAUCAAUUCAGAUGAACGGACCAAAGCUGAUGUGUCCAGGUUCAUCAAAGCGGCCAGUUUGCAGGGAUUGUCCCAACAACAAGACUCCACAGCAGCCUCUCUGUGUAAAGCCAUGUCUGAGGACACACAGUCCAACCUGGUCAUUGACUGCUCCGUCAGCCCACCCACAUUUGUAAACACCGUCACUAAUCGUUUCUGUGACGGCUGGAUCCAGGCCUUUCUGAAUGCCUCAGAACACUGUAACCCCUUCCUGCUCAGACAGAUUCUGGAGAAUUUUAAGCUGAAGGCCAUUCAGGACAUGAACAGCCUGAAGCGUUUCGUGCGUCAGGCGGAGAUGAGUCACUACGCACUGUUUCGCUGCUGCCAGUUCCUCCAGGCCUGCGGGAACGGCGACGUGCUGCUGCAGAACGCCAGGGCGGAGCACAGCGACCUGCCUGAAGCCUGCAGCAUCAUCUCCGUCCUGGAGGAGUUUCUCGGCGAACUGUCCCAAGCCCAGGCCUGAUCUUAGUACUACACAGAACUCCAGUAGUCAGGUGGUCGUCCAGGGAGACGCCAGAUCUACCAGCUAGACAACUAUCACUGUAAGCCCAGCACUACAUCCCAUCUUAACACACAUUGACAGAUGAACUGAAACCAGGGGAGAUGUAGAGUUUACCAGCUGAUGAGACCAAUGUUAAAGUUAUAACUUUAACAUUGGUCCACUUCUGAAACUUCUGCUCCUUUUAUACAGAGCAGACGUUCGAUCUACAAUAGGUACUGUUAAAAAAAAAAAAACA
This is a messenger RNA of Cynoglossus semilaevis (tongue sole), 1680 nucleotides long. It is a transcript of the gene c17h17orf75, whose product is annotated as chromosome 17 C17orf75 homolog. The transcript is spliced from 11 exons. The record is from RefSeq and is a predicted model, not a curated record. The coding region runs from base 225 to 1406 and encodes 393 amino acids. Gene Ontology annotation, cellular component: trans-Golgi network. NCBI's taxonomy places the organism in Eukaryota, Metazoa, Chordata, Actinopteri, Pleuronectiformes, Cynoglossidae.